AUGUUAGUGAAUCCAAUUGAACAAAUUGUAAAAACUUUCCAGUGCAAUUUUUUAAGUAAUGUUCUAGGUUUAUCGAAAGAAAAAGUCGCAAAGAUCUUGUUAUUUUUUAUUAGAAUAAAAAUGUGGAAUUCUGUUGGAAAAUUUCAAUUAUUUUCAAUCGUGUUACUUCUUUGUUUGAAAUAUUGUCACGGCAAUAGAACUGAAGCUGUGCGAUUUCAUAGACUUCCAAAACGUGUUAUUCCGACAUCCUAUGACUUACAACUGCUUCUGCCUUCUUUUUCCGGUGACUUUACUUAUCAAGGACGCGUUAUUAUUGAUAUAUUUGUGAUUGAACCAACUAAUGUGAUAACACUAAAUUACGAUGGGUUGAAUAUUGAAAGUGAAAAAACGGAAUUCUUGACUUAUGAAAUUGAUAAUCUGACCAUUUUGUCUCAAUUAUGCGACAGUGAUAAACAGUUUUUUACAAUUCUGUUCAAUCAGAAAUUGAAGGUUGGAAAUUACAAAUUAUUCUUGUAUUUUCAUGGUGAAGUUUGCAAUGAUCUUUUUGGGUUCUACAAAAGCUCGUAUAAAGUGAGGAAUGAAACAAGGUGGAUGGGAGUCACCCAGUUUUCACAGACGUUCGCCCGCCGUGCUUUUCCAUGUUUUGACGAGCCAUAUAUGAAAGCCACUUUUAAGCUCCAUUUUGGUCAUUAUCGCAAUCAGACAAUUACGUCAAAUACAGUAAUGGAACGGAUAAGUCCUACAAAUACAUCAAAUUAUAUUAUAACGUCAAUGAAAAAAACUCCAAAAAUGUCGACGUAUUUAAUUGGAUGGUCUGUUCACGAUUUUAAUCAUUAUGAAUCAGUAGAUUUGCCUGGGUUUAGUUUGUGGGCGAGAGAAACGAUCGCAGAAAAAGGUUCAUUAGCAUUACAAGAAGGCAGAUUAAUUUAUUUAGCAUUGGAGUCAUACCUCAACAUAGAAAACCCCAUUAAAAAAAUUGACCACGUAGCAAUUAGUGAUUUUCAUUUUGGUGCAAUGGAAAAUUGGGGUAUGAUCACAUUUCGUGAGUCAAGAAUCAUUUUCGAUGAAAAAACUACACCAACAGACGUUAUACAUAGCGGACUUACUACGAUGGGGCAUGAAUACGCUCAUACGUGGUUUGGUAAUCUUGUAACUCCAGAGUUUUGGAACUUCGCGUGGCUUAAGGAAGGAUUUGCUACAUACUUCUCUUACAUCGCUCGAUCAAUUAUUAAUCCAGAUAAUAGAAUGAUGGAUUUGUUUGUGGUUGAAAACUUACAGUCUGCACUUCUCAGUGAUUCUGCGGCACAUAAUCGGACCAUGAACGGUAGAGGUGAUGGAGAAGCUGAUAACAUUAUGGGUUACGCUGAUUUUAACGCCUAUCAAAAAGGUUCAUCGAUAGUCCGAAUGAUUUCUCGGUUAAUGGGGUCUGAGUCAUUUUUACAAGCAAUAACAUCAUUUUUAAGAACCAAUUUGUACAGCUACGUAACGCCUGAAAUUCUUUACGAGCACUUACAAAAUUAUUCAAAUGGAGGAGGAAAGUUGAUGAAAGACAUAAAUAUGCGUGAAGUUAUUGAAAGUUACGCAAACCAACCCGGGUACCCAUUGAUAACCAUCAAAAGAAAUUAUUCAUCUGGUUGGAUAGAGAUUUUGCAGGAACGUUUCGAUCUGCAUUCAAACUGGAGCAAUCCAAAGCAACCAUUAUGGUGGGUGCCUUUGAGCUUUGUUUCUAAAUCUCUAGCAGGCUCAACAACCUCAUCACAAUUUGGUUCCACCUGGUUGGCACCCAAAGAUAAGAGCUUAAUGAAGAUAAAUAGUGAUCCUCAAGACUGGAUCCUCUGUGAUAUCGACAAGAUAGGGUAUUAUCGCGUAAACUAUGACUAUUAUAACUGGAACAUGUUGAUUGAACAUCUGGGUACCGAUGAAUUUGAUACAAUUAAGCCGAUAACACGAGCCACGCUCAUCGACGACGCUUUCAAUCUUGCCCAAAGCAGCUAUAUUUCCUACAACAUUUCGUUCCGUCUCAUCAAUUAUCUCGGCAAAGAAACAGAAUACGAGCCUUGGUUUGCUUCACUCAAAUCCCUCUAUUUUCUGAACCAGAUUUUCCAAGACUUACCAACUCUCCGUGUUUCACUCCAAAGUUACACCAUCCGGCUUUUAAAAACUAUCUACCAAUCGUUUUCUUUUGACAAGACUCAAGAUUCUUUGAGAGAAAAACUUCUACGCCAGUUGAUACUUUCCGCAGCAUGUGAAAUGAAUGAUCCACAUUGUCUGAAGCAAGCUAGAUUUAAAUUUACUAAGUGGAUCAACGAUUCUUCAGAGAUUGUUGAUCCAGAUUUAAAGAGCUCUAUCUACUGCAGUGGGAUUCGAUUCGGGAGUGAUGAAGACUGGAACGAAGUCUUUAACAGAUUCAUUCAGGCUGAUUUGCAUACUGAAAAGGAACUAUUGAUGAAAGCACUGGGAUGUUCAAAUAAUAAAAUAUUGAUUGACAAAUUUUUAAAUUUUUCGAUAACGGCUCAUGAGCCCGAAAUACAGAAACAGUACAGAACACUGAUAGUUAGUGGAAUAAUAAAUGGUAAUCGAGAAAAUACCAACUACACGCUGGAAUUUAUAGCAAAAAACUUUGAAAAAAUAAUAAAAACGCGAGGCAGUAAAUUUUUGACAGAUGUGCUGAACUUAGUCAAAGUUAGAGUCACUUCAAUAGAGAUUCUAACACAGUUUUCUUCAUUGGUGGAGAACAUUAUUAGUAACUUGGAUGGUAUGGAACAAGCCAGAAGUGCUGUCAAGUAUGCUGAACGAUCAAUUGCAUGGAUUAAGAAACAUUCCGCUAUUAUUGAAAAUUCUGUAAAUUCACAGUUGUAUAUGUAG
Cotesia congregata is the source of this 2865-nucleotide messenger RNA. NCBI's taxonomy places the organism in Eukaryota, Metazoa, Arthropoda, Insecta, Hymenoptera, Braconidae. The record is from the annotation of a GenBank genome assembly.